Molecule: messenger RNA, 1524 nt
Organism: Alnus glutinosa
Lineage: Eukaryota; Viridiplantae; Streptophyta; Magnoliopsida; Fagales; Betulaceae
Product: BAHD acyltransferase At5g47980-like
Exons: 1
Coding region: 64-1386 (440 amino acids)
Source: RefSeq, a predicted model, not a curated record
UGAACCCCAUUGAAGGAACACAGAGAUCGAUCCAGUCCACCAUAAAUUUCUCUACCUCCUAGCAUGAACACAGUAGCGAUGGAGAUUAAAGUUGAGAUAAUCAAGAGAGAGACAAUAAAACCUUCCACCCCAACUCCCCAUCACCUUAGAUGCUUCGACCUCUGCCUUAUAGAUCAGCUGCAGCCGGAGUCUUACACAUCGUUGGUUCUAUUCUACUCGAACAGCGCCGACUCUCCUCUUCCCUAUGAAGAAAGAAUAUCCCAAAGGCUAAAGGCAUCAUUGGCUGAAACACUGACUCGUUUCUACCCACUGGCUGGAAAAAUCAAAGAUCAUGUCUCAAUCGAGUGUAACGACGAUGGAGCUGAUUAUUUCGAAGCUCGAGUAUAUUGCCGUCUCUCUGACAUUCUUGAACGACCUGAACAGAAAAUGGUGCGCCGGUUUCUUCCUAAAGAAAUCCUAUCCCGGCAAGGCACGGGAAAACUGGUGGUAGUUCAAGCUAGCAUCUUUGAAUGUGGAGGAAUGGCCCUUGGGGUGUGCAUUUCCCACAGGUUAGCCGACGCAUCCACGACUAGUAUGUUCAUCCACGGCUGGGCUUGCACGGCUCUUGGGUCCGGCCCCGAGGCGGUGCCACCGGAAUUUGGUGCGGCAUCUCGCUUACCACCGAGAAGAGAGUUCUCCCCCACGCCGCCGGCCACGCACUUGGUGGUAGAGAAGAGCGCUACAAGGAGGUACGUGUUUGAUGCUUCAAAGAUUACAGCUCUCAAGGCGAAAGCCGCCAGCGCCAGCGUUCAGAAACCCACGCGCGUUGAAGCCGUGUCAGCGCUCAUUUGGAGAUGCGCGACGACCGUCUCAGGAUCAAAAUAUGGGUCUCUGAGGCCAUCUAAGCUGAUCCAAAUGAUAAACAUUCGCAAAAGGCUUGUACCGCCCUCGCCGGAAAAUUGUUUUGGGAAUCUUGUGUGGAGUUUUGAGGCACAAACGGGCGACUGCAGUGACAUAGAGUUGCACAGCUUGGCUGGUGAGCUAAGGAAAGGGAUAGAAGGUUUUACUGAGAAUUAUGCAACAAAAUUUCAAGGGGAUGAGGCUUUUUCAGUGGUUUCUAAGGCUUAUAAAGAGAUUGAUAAGCUUUACACAACGGAGGUUAUAAAGUUCUUUUGUUUUUCGAGCUGGUGCAGAUUUCCAUUUUAUGAAGCUGAUUUUGGGUGGGGAAAGCCGACAUGGGUGAGCAUGGGUAAUAUGGAGAGCAAGAAUGUUAUUGUGUUGAUGGAUACGAGAGAUGGCAGCGGAAUAGAAGCUUGGGUGUGUCUUAGUGAAGAGGAUAUGGCGUUAUUUGAACGUGACAGCGAGCUGCUUGAAUUUGCAUCCUUGAAUCCAAGUGUUCAGAAUUAAAUUAUAAUUUUAUUUCAUCUUCUCUGGAGGACAACUAAUUAAUCUGCAAAUUAAUUGCUAUGGAUUAUGAUCCAAAUUUCUGUUCUAGGAGUACUUUUAAAAUAUUUGAAAUGGAAAGUUUAAUUUUAAGAGUGAAAA